UUUUCAUUGGCACGGGGGUUUCAGUCAACAGAGGAUGAAGUUAAAACUCACUGCAUAAACGAUAACCUGCUUCAAGUCUCUCUAUCAGUAAGCAUCAGAAGCAAGGAAGGACUCCGCAAAACUCCUCGGCACUCAUGAUCAAAGAGUAGCCAACUCAGUCACGUCUGGGACUCACAAAGUUCUCCACAAUAAACGAGAAGAGAUGGCAAAGUAUGAGUGCGUUUGAUGCAAGCUGCUCUCAGUCUUUACAGCGAUAGUGGGAAGUAUGCUGAGACGGUGGCUGAAGUAUGGAAUACGACAAAAACAAAACAAGGCAUCAAUGAGUAUCCAGCACUCGUGAGUUAAAGCCCCAGUAGAAAAAGGCGAGAAGCUGACCUUCCUCGAGUGAAGACCCCCCUGAGUGCUGGGCGUAUUAAGCGAUAUUUGGUGUGUUGUUGGAGGAGGUGGAUAGUGAGCAGAGAGACAGAUAGUGUGAGGGUGAACCAGCUAAUUGCUAAGUCCGUCCCUCAUUACCAUAUCCAGUGUGUCCGCUGGACUUCAGCCAAUCCGCCUCACACGGGCACCAUUAAUCGCAAUGCAUUAUUCACUAUCAUAAUUAUAUACCGACAUGCGCAAUCCACACAACGGCAACGCCAGCUAAUUUCCGUAAUUUUGCAACUCGACUAUUUGUGAACAUUUUUUUCAUUCGCUCCUCGCUGAUGUAUCUGCAAAAAGCAGAAACAAGUCGCAGCGAACUAACAGCAUGUCCCGUCGCAAGCAAGCGAAGCCUCAGCAUCUCAAGUCGGACGAGGACCCUUCAGUUGUUGGGGUAAUAUCCGAAAAUGUCCCAGGUGAAGUCCUGGAGGAUGCCGACAGUGGGAACGAGAGCCGGAGCGGCAGCGAGGAGACCCAUGUGUGCGAGAAAUGCUGCGCCGAGUUCUUCAAAUGGUCCGACUUCUGCGAGCACUUGACAACGUGCACCAAGAACCCUCUGGUGCUGAUUGUGAAUGAGAACGAGGCCACCCCGGACCCCUCCCUGGAGUACCCUGGGGAGCCCUCGCCUGUCCCCAGCUGCCCCAGCGACCCUGCAGACAGCGAGGAGGCCGGGGAGGGCAGCCAGACCCCAGCCGAGGGGGACGAUGGGGCGGAGAUGAUGCUGGAGAGGGGAACGGCCCCAAUGGAGAAAGACGACGAGCCCAUGGAGGUGGAGAUGUCCCCAGAGAAGCCCGCGGUGGACUCAGAGGACCAGGACGCUUCAGCCGAGCCCGACGCCCCCCUACCUCAGAUCGAUGACGCUGUCCAGCCCUCGGGGACUGGAAGCUAUGGCAUGCCCAGCACAAAUGUCACCCUGGAGACACUGCAGAGCACCCGUGUGGCCGUGGCCCAGUUCUCGCAGAGCUUCAGAGGAGGGGCUUUGGCGGGAGGCGUCUCCACCAUGGCCAUCCCCAUGAUCCUGGACCAGUUGAUGGCUCUGCAGCAGCAGCAGAUCCACCAGCUCCAGCUCAUCGAACAGAUCCGGAACCAGGUGGCACUGAUGCACAGGCAGCCCUCCAGUCAGCCAGCCCUGGGCCACCACGCCCCUCACCAUAGCGCCGGCUCCGCCUCCCAGGGAGUUGCCUCCUCCUCCUCCUCCUCCUCCUCCUGCAUUCCAGCGCUGCCUAGUCAGCUGCAGCUCCAUAACUUCAUAACACCUCCGGUGCACCAGCUGCCAGUCAGAGUCCCAGCAACGCUGAACGGCCAGGGCCCUGCAUCGCUAACAUCCACUCUCGAGGGUCCCCUGAGCCAUGCCGCCCAGGCAGGAGGACCGCUGGCCAGUGCUGGGCUGUCCAACAGCACGUCCACCAUCUCCUCGUUUCCUCCAUCGAGCAGCAAUGUGGUGUCUUCUUUACUGCCACCAAGCACAAUUUGUAACACAAGCAGCAUCAGCAGCAGCAGUGCUGCAGCAUUAGGUGGUAUUAGCAGCAGUGUCGCCCUACCAAGGAAUUCCUCUAGUCCCCCAACCUUGGGCCACAGCAGCCUCUUGAGUUCAUCCUCCAGUCUCUCAAACAUGCCUCUGAUACCUCACAGCUCCUCAAGUAGCGUAAUAUUCCCCAACCCACUCGCUAGCAUCGCAGCCACGGCCAAUGCGCUUGAUCCCCUGUCGGCUAUGAUGAAGCAUCGUAAGGGCAAGCCGCCGAACGUGUCUGUGUUUGACACCAAGCCUAGCUCUGAUGACCCCUUCUUCAAACACAAGUGUAGGUUCUGCGCCAAGGUCUUUGGCAGUGACAGCGCUCUUCAAAUUCACCUGCGCUCACACACUGGUGAAAGGCCAUUCAAGUGCAACAUAUGCGGCAACCGCUUCUCGACAAAGGGCAACCUCAAGGUUCACUUCCAGAGGCAUAAAGAAAAAUAUCCCCACAUUCAAAUGAACCCGUAUCCAGUUCCAGAGUACCUGGACAACGUGCCCACCAGCUCAGGCAUCCCAUAUGGCAUGUCGCUUCCUCCAGAGAAACCAGUCACCACCUGGCUGGACAGCAAGCCUGUCCUUCCCACAUUGCCAACAUCUGUUGGCCUCCAGCUCCCACCAACCCUCCCUAGCAUGAUGGGAGGCUACGGUGAUUCCCCAAGUCUUACCCCUUUAAGCAGAUCACCUCAAAGGCCAUCUCCACCGUCCAGUGAGUGUGCUUCUCUGUCUCCUACUCUGCUCAAUUCUGAGGCCAGUAUGUCCCGUACUUCUGAGUCACCUCGGCCCCACAACACUGCCGGGAUCGACGCACCUCCUGUUCUGAAACCAGAGGGAGUUCAUCUGCCGCCCAACUGCACCACAAGGCCAGGGGAGACCACUAACACCAACACAACCUCUGUGACCCAGGUCGCGAUCUCAGCAACCGUCACGAUGACCACAGCCACCACUCAGAACACCAACCCCACAACUCCUCCCUCCUCGACCUCCCACCCUUCUCUCCCCAUGAUGUCCGACCAGUUCAAGGCCAAGUUUCCUUUCGGGGGGCUCCUGGACUCUAUGCAAACCUCAGAAACCUCAAAGCUGCAGCAGCUAGUGGAGAACAUUGACAAGAAGAUGACGGAUCCCAACCAGUGUGUCAUCUGCCACCGUGUGCUCAGUUGCCAGAGUGCCCUGAAGAUGCACUACCGCAUCCAUACUGGAGAGAGACCUUUCAAGUGCAAGAUCUGUGGCCGCGCGUUCACCACCAAGGGUAACCUGAAAACACACUUUGGGGUUCACAGAUCCAAACCCCCGCUUCGUGUCCAGCACUCUUGCCCCAUCUGCCAGAAAAAGUUCACUAACGCCGUUGUGCUUCAGCAGCACAUCCGAAUGCACAUGGGAGGACACAUUUCAAACACUCCCCUACCAGAGGGAUUUCAGGACAUGGACACCGAUCUGUCAUUUGAUGAGAAGAGCCUUGAUUGCAUGAGCAAUUAUGACGACGAUCUCCUUGAUGAAAUGGAGCAGGCUAUGGAAGAUGAGGCCGAUCUGAAAGAUGGGGAAAUUGAUCCAACUAAACCCCUCAUGCACCCGUCAGAGAUGUCUCCAGGAAGCUCUCCCCCGACCUCUGUCAUCUCCAGCAUUGCCGCCUUGGAGAACCAGAUGAAGAUGAUCGACUCCACUGUAAACAUGACUCGUUCUUUUGGACAGAGACAGAUGGAGAACGGGAUCGGUAUCGGCUUCGGGGGCGACAACGACUGCUUCAACCACGACUCAUUUUCGGCUGGAGGCGACCUCGAAAACCACAGUGUGGGGAGUCCAGCCUUGUCCGAGUCGUCUGGCUCCAUGCAAGCCCUCUCGCCGACUCACAGCCAAUCCGAGAGUCACCGUUCCAAGUCCCCAGGCACAACAAACAACACUGGUGCUCCAGCGGAGGAGGGUCAGGGACAGGGGCAGGGGCAGGAGAGUGGGGCUGCCACUGCCACAGUGAAAUCUGAAAAAUCUGAAACACCUUCCCCAGCUUCUGCAGCAGAGAACAAUGGAGCCCUGGACCUAACGGCAACGCAGCCUGGAAGGCACUUUAUCAAAGAGGAACAUCAAUUCAGCAUGCUCUUCUUGGGCAGAGACCGAGGUUUUGGCGGUCCCGGCAUGAGCACUGCACCCAACAUGAUCAAACUGGAGAUGAACGGCCACAGCAAACCAUCCUCACUAAGCGAAGGUCACCACAUGCCCUUGGGCAUCCAGGUGCCCGCCGCUGCACCCCAGACAGUGAUGAGCUCCAACCUCACGCCCAUGCUGGCUCCACCUCCACCCCGUCGCACCCCCAAGCAGCACAACUGCCAUUCUUGUGGGAAGAAUUUCUCGUCGGCCAGCGCUUUGCAGAUCCACGAGCGCACUCACACUGGAGAGAAGCCCUUUGUGUGCUCCAUCUGUGGAAGGGCAUUCACCACCAAGGGAAACUUGAAGGUCCAUAUGGGCACACAUAUGUGGAACAAUGCCCCCGCCAGGAGAGGGCGUCGUCUUUCGGUAGAAAACCCCAUGGCCCUUUUGGGUGGUGACGCCAUGAAGUUCAGUGAAAUGUUCCAGAAGGAUCUGGCAGCACGGGCCAUGAAUGUGGACCCAGGAUUUUGGAACCAGUACGCGGCUGCCAUCAGCAACGGCCUGGCCAUGAAGAACAAUGAGAUCUCUGUCAUCCAGAAUGGAGGUAUCCCUCAACUGCCUGUCAGUUUAGGUGGUGGUGGUAUCCCCUCACUGGGGGGCAUGUCAGGGGGCAUGUCGGGAGGCAUGGACCGGGCACAUACCGGCAGUAGCCCCCCUAUGACUGGCCUAGAGAAAGCCAGCCUGGAGGUCGGAGCUGGACGGCCCUUUUCAAGAUUUAUUGAGGACAGUAAAGAGAUUGGGAUCAAUUAAUGAAAGACUUUAAGGCAGGAAAAAAAAACACAAGCAGAAAGACUGAGACUGUCUCAAAAUGUGGAAAAGUAACUGUUAAUCCAGUUUAAUCCAGUUUGAUUAUGUACUAUAUUAUGUACAGAUGACCUUUUUCUGUUUGGUUUUUGGAACAAUAGUAUUCAGUAUUGAUUAGAGGUAUUUACCUUUUCCCCCAUUCCUCCUAAUUCACUCAUAUGAAGAAACUUUGUCUCUUGUUUGAGAAUCUGUUGUCUUGCAAGAUUUGCAUGGUACUUAUUUGGUUCCUAUCAGUAUGUUUGACUGCUUUUAAGGAUUAUUUUCCCAAAAAAAGUUACAAAAAAAGAUAAUAUUGAUAAUAAUCUUAAUAUUGAGGAUGAUGAUGAAGAAGAAGAUGAUUAUGAUGAUCAUGCUAUGCUGACUCAGUUGAUAUGAGCAAGUUUUGGAAGCGGUGAACACUGAGAUCUACUAGACUGACCUAAUUGUGCAUAGAAUGUCUGACUCUGAGCAUCCAGUUCCUUAAUGAUAUUUGUUUUGAGACACAAGGGAGUGAAACAGGUGAAAUUGAAGUGACUUUGUUUUAGUGCUCGCCUAAUACUUUUUUUCUCAUGAAGUAGAAACUUGAAAAAAAAGUUUGAACUAUUUUAAUCUUUACAUUUAGUCUCUUGGCAUUGUCUUAUAUUAAUGUCCAGUGUCUUUAGUAUUUAUAUUGACAAAAAAGCGGGUAUAAGAAAAUAUAUUUAAUGCCCCCUCCCCAUCACCCCCAUUUUAUUGGUCCUUUUUUCUAAACUUCAGACUUCUAUUAUGGAUAUAUCUUUCAAUAAAGGUAAAAUGGCAGUUCAUUUGACCAAUAAACACACAUUGUGAAGUUUUAUUUGGAUAUCUAGCAUAGAUAUGUGUAAGAGGCCAGGUACACAGAGAGGAAACUGAGAUAUCUAAAGCUGCUAGUUCCCACAAAACCUGCUUUUAACCUUUGUAAAAAAGAAAAGAAGAAGAAAAAAGACUAUCCUCAGAUAUUAUUGUGUAUAAAAAUAACUAGUAUGCAUAUUUUGUAAGACAUGAUAAAAAAAAAAGGACAUCUGAAGUCGAGCAUAUUUGUCAUGAUCGUGAAUGCACUUUUUAGCGGAAAAAAAGGUUUUUGUCUGUACGAUUCCAUUAAUGUUUUUUGAUUGAGCUAUCACUCGUUGUUUUUAUUGUGUUCUGUGCAGAGUCCCUCUGGACUUUGAGCCGUGGUCAGCGUCAUGAUGAUACCUUUGCUCACCAUCAGGCUCUGGGUCUCAGUCGCUCCAUCAAAUCCUAUUCAAAUAAAAUGAAAG
Messenger RNA from Sardina pilchardus (European sardine), 6123 nucleotides. RefSeq names its product spalt-like transcription factor 3a (gene sall3a). NCBI's taxonomy places the organism in Eukaryota, Metazoa, Chordata, Actinopteri, Clupeiformes, Clupeidae. The transcript is spliced from 4 exons. Gene Ontology annotation, biological process: regulation of transcription by RNA polymerase II. Gene Ontology annotation, molecular function: DNA-binding transcription factor activity, RNA polymerase II-specific; RNA polymerase II cis-regulatory region sequence-specific DNA binding. The coding region runs from base 743 to 4813 and encodes 1356 amino acids. The record is from RefSeq and is a predicted model, not a curated record. Gene Ontology annotation, cellular component: nucleus.